AUGCGCCUGCUACUGGAGGCCGGCGCCGACCCCAACGUCGCCAUGACGAAGAGCGGGGAGACGCCACUGAUUAAGGCGGUGACGGAGGGCGAGGAGGCGGGCGAGGAGGCGGUGGCACGGAUGCGGCUUUCACACGGCGCUGACGCCAACGCCGCGGACUUGCACGGAGAGACCACCCUGUACCAUGCGGCUUGCUCUGGCCAGCUGGACAUCAUUCGCCUGCUACUGAAGGCCGGCGCCGACCCCAAAGCCGCGGACUCGUACGGACGGACCACCCUGUACCACGCGGCUCGCUCUGGCCAGAUGGACAUAGUGGACCUGCUACUGGAGGCCGGUGCAGAUCCAAACGUCGCCGAUACGGAGAGCGGGAAGACGCCGCUGAUG
This is a messenger RNA of Priapulus caudatus, 384 nucleotides long. Its product is annotated as ankyrin repeat and SOCS box protein 14-like. The annotation marks the transcript as partial. Gene Ontology annotation, molecular function: protein binding. Lineage: Eukaryota; Metazoa; Priapulida; Priapulimorpha; Priapulimorphida; Priapulidae. Gene Ontology annotation, cellular component: cytoplasm; nucleus. The transcript has 2 exons. The record is from RefSeq and is a predicted model, not a curated record.